Polyodon spathula (Mississippi paddlefish) is the source of this 2256-nucleotide messenger RNA. Its product is annotated as protrudin-like. NCBI's taxonomy places the organism in Eukaryota, Metazoa, Chordata, Actinopteri, Acipenseriformes, Polyodontidae. Bases 186 to 1490 code for a protein of 434 amino acids. Gene Ontology annotation, molecular function: metal ion binding. Gene Ontology annotation, cellular component: growth cone membrane; endoplasmic reticulum tubular network. The transcript is spliced from 14 exons. The record is from RefSeq and is a predicted model, not a curated record. Gene Ontology annotation, biological process: protein localization to plasma membrane; positive regulation of axon extension; vesicle-mediated transport.
GUUUGCGGAAGUGGCCACUUGAUUUUUUGUCUGUCAGUAAGCUUAUUGAUGCAUCUGUCAGCUGGAGUUUGACACGCGCUGUAUUCAAAAUAAAGCAGCUGUAAAGUAUAAUAAAAGUCGGUUUCACUUAGAAAAUCCGAGCAGAGGUUCACACACUGCAAGUGCAGAGCAGCAACGUAAUCAGGAUGCAAACAGGAGCUGUGGUGGCCCCUGAGCAGCCACAGGGGGGGGCCACCGCAGUGACAGGUGAGCAGGGGGAUCUGGCUGAACUGGCCCAUGGGGAUGGGGGGGUCCCUGAGCUGCCAGAACUCCACAGCCCCAAACCACAGACCUUCGAUCUCUUCAACAUGGUCAUCUCCUUCAAGAGGAUGGAGAUCUUCCUGGAGCCCCUCACUGACACCUGGGAGCUGGUCAAGUACGUACUGAGGUGGAGAAUGCCUGUCUGUUCGCUGCUCUGCUGUCUCUUCUCGAACGUCAUCUUUCUAACGCUGAGUGAAGCGGCGUGGUUCUCCCUGCUCCUGCUGGGUAUCUCAGCCCCAGCUGUGCUGGGGUAUAUGCAGGACUGCUCCCAAGAGAGCCCUUCAGAGCUGGUCCUGCAGAGAAAACGGCAUCACGCUGUCCAGCGCCAGGACCUUCAGACAGUGCAUCUGAGCAGAGAGGAGGCACUGCUGGAGGUCAAGGGGCUGUUGGUGCAGUUGGAUGAGAUUCUGUCACGAGCAUGUCUUUCUGCAGAGUCUGUGUACCGAGUGUUGUUCUGGGAGAACCACAACACCUCCUUCCUGUUCUAUGGGGGUCUCCUGACUGCACUCUGCCUGGUGUAUAUGGUCCCUUUUUGCUGGAUCCUGGCAGUGGUUAACAGUGCCGUCUUUCUGUGGAACAGAGAAUUUGUGCGAGUUGUGCUGGAGUACAGGGAGUCCUUUUACCAGAGACGGCUCAAACCCAAGGAAGGACGUGGUGAAAACAUGGAACCGGAGCUAGCAUAUUUUAUGGACCGGACUCCAACACCUACCAUUGUGGAGGAUCUGUCCCCAGGGAGUGUUGAUGAGGCAGAAGAGGUGGGGCCUGAUGAAGAGUUUAAAGAUGCUAUUGAGGAGCAACAGCAGCUGAUUUUGCCGGAGCAACAGCUGAUAUUACCGGAGGACGAUGAAGUCCCACCGUGCACUGCUGAUUUUGAUCUUGGGAUUAUUGACAAUGGCCUGCUAAGCAGAAACGAGCCAAUCAGGAGCAAAGUGUCCAAACUGACUGAGAAGCUGCGGAAGCGCUAUCCUACGAACAACUGUGGCAAUUGCUCCAGCUGCAACACCGUCUUCUCUGUGCUGAAGAAGAGACGCAGCUGCAGUAACUGUGGAAACAGCUUCUGCUCAAGGUGCUGUUCGUACAAAGUCCUCAAGUCCAGCAUGGGGGCCACCGCUCCUGAGGCCCAGAGGGAAACGGUGUUUGUAUGCAGCCCCUGUAACCAGGUGCUGAGCAAGAAGGAAUAUAAUCCAUGACACUUCUAUCUCUCCCACCUCUACCCCUACCCUUUUAAUCAUGUCCAUUCCUUCUCACUCAACUUCUCCCAGGACAGAAGUGACUGACUUGAGUCAUGAACCCAUUUUCAGGAGAGGCUCGCACAGGAUAGCUGGUCUAGGAUAUUUUUAAUCUCAUUUCCAGUGCUCAAGGGAUGCCAAACAUGGUGUCAGGUGUCAACAUGUAUAUUCUUUGUCAGCAUUUUCAUACUUUUUUUAAAAAGCAAUUUCAAGUAUUAACACAUUUGUAGUAGAGAGCCUGCAAUAGAAAGAAAGCACUGUUGGUGGUCUGGUCCUGGUCAAAAAAAAAGAAAGAAAGAAAGGUUUAAAUAAUAAGCAUGUAAAUAUAAAGUGUACAGUAUAUACGGAGAUCAGUGUAGCUUUGUCAGUGAGUUCAUCCUUGCAGUUGUGAACCACUUUUAUUGUUACUUUUUCCACAUCCUCUGACAUUAAUUGUAAGCAGAGCAACAGUUGUCAACUUACAUUUACACUUGGUUCAACAAAUAAAAGAUGAUUCUGAGGUGAUAUACAGUACAACAAAUAUCCUUGGUGGUAAAUUAUUCAUUUUAAGAAAGUCAGUCACUGAAUGUAAAUCACUGGCUGAAUAUGUAAAAGGCUACGAGGAAUAUGUCUUAUGCUUUAUUUAUGUUUAUUUCUGUCUUAAGGGUACAUUUUUCUGUAUUUAAUUAAUUUUGUUUUGUGUUUUAUUCUGUUAACGCUCACCCUUCUCAAUAAAUGCAGACAAGGA